UCUGCAACUUUUUUUCAUUGCUUCUACGUGCUAAAAAAUGGAGACUCUCAAAGCUUUUCCACUCUCUUUUGAUUCUGUUCGCAAGAGUGGAGAUUAUCACCCUAGUGUUUGGGGAGAUUACUUCCUUUCUUAUAAUCCUAUUUCAGCCAAUGAAUUGGCGUCGCUAAAACCAAGGAUGGAUGAGCUCAAAGUUGAGAUAACUCAAAUGUUCAACAACACAAAAGGCUCUCUACAAAUGAUGGAGUUGAUUGAUGCAAUCCAACGUCUUGGAAUUGGGUAUCACUUUGAAAAGGAAAUAAAUGAGGCAUUAUGUCAUUUGUUCAAUACUGCUUAUGAUGAGAAUGAUUUAUAUACAGUUGCUCUCCGUUUUAGAUUGUUAAGACAGCAAAGAUAUCACAUUUCUUCAGAUGUCUUUAGUAAGUUUCUGGAUGAGAAGGGAGACUUUAAGGAUUGCUUUAGCUCUGAUGCUAAGGCUUUGUUGAGCUUAUAUGAUGCUGCACAUCUUGGAAUGGCAACAGAAGAGAUACUUGACAAAGCUAUUAAUUUUUCUAAGACUCAUCUCAUAUCAAUGAAAAGUCAGUUGGAGCCACAUUUUUCUUUAAUGGUAUCAAGUUCAUUAGAAAUACCACUUUUCAAAAGAACAGAUAGGAUUAAGACUAGAAACUACUUGUCAAUUUAUGAGCAAGAUACAAAAUUCAAUGAAGCUCUUUUGGAAUUUGGAAAAUUUGAUUUCAUCUGUUUGCAAGCAAUGCAUCAAGAGGAGGCACGCAAAUUAUCAAUGUGGUGGAAAAACCUAGGUUUGUCAAAGAGGCUGCCAUUCUCCCGGGAUCGAUUAGUGGAAUGCUACUUUUGGGUGCUUUCAGUGUAUUUUGAGCCAUAUUAUUCACGUGCCAGAAUAAUAAUGACAAAGUGCAUAACACAAAUGUCAUUUCUUGAUGAUAUAUAUGAUGUUUAUGGAACGGUGGAGGAGCUUCAUUUGCUCACUGAUGCAAUAGAAGGAUGGGAUAUUAAACUUAUAGACAAAUUACCAGAAUAUAUGCAACAUAGCUUUCGUUCCUUAUUUGAAACUUUCAAAGAAAUAGAAAUUGAGUUAGCCCCCGAGCAAAGUUCAUUCCGCGUGCAAUAUCUUAUAUAUGAGUUGAAGAAAGUAUCAAAAGCAUAUCUUCAAGAAGCAAUAUGGGCAAAUAAGUGCUAUGUGCCUAAGCUUGAGGAACAUUUUGGUGCCUCACUUCUUACGGCUGGUUACUCAUUUCUCACAUGUGCCUCUUAUAUGGGCAUGAAGGAGGCUAUUUCUAAAGAGGUGUUUGAUUGGGUUAUUAGCCUACCCGAGAUCGUCAUGUCGUCCUGUGUAAUUGGAAGGCUAAUGAAUGACAUUGUCUCUUUUGAGCAUGAACGAAAGAGAACUCAUGUUGCUUCAGCUGUUCAAAGUUAUGCCAUGGAACAUGGAUGCUCUGAAGAAGAAGCAUGCAACAAGCUAACGGAGAUGUCAAAUAAUGCUUGGAAAAGCAUCAAUAAAGAAUUUGUUGAGCUGAGCAACUUGCCAUUGUCGUUGGUUUGGCCUAUCGUUAAUCUUGCCCGAUUUAAUGAGUUUAUUUACCUUGGAAAUGACCGAUAUACAAAUUCAUCAGAUCACAAUAUGAAACAGAGCAUAAAUGCAGUGCUAGUUGAACCUAUUCAAAUGGAGAAGGUGAAAGAUUAAGCUGCUAUUUCUAAAUCUAUAUAGCCUUUGGGUAACAAAUAUCUAUGUGCUUCUAUGGAAGCUGCUAAUAAAUAUGUGUAAUAAAUAAAUUAGCUUUCUACUACUAAAUGAUUGUAAUUGAUAUGAAAGCUUAUUUGACUGUGAGAUCAAAGUUAUCCACAACUCUUAUGUUCAUGUUUCAAUGCAUAAUAAUAGUUUGAGGCUUUCUUUCCA
Phalaenopsis equestris is the source of this 1912-nucleotide messenger RNA. RefSeq names its product alpha-humulene synthase-like. The record is from RefSeq and is a predicted model, not a curated record. The transcript has 7 exons. Bases 38 to 1699 code for a protein of 553 amino acids. NCBI's taxonomy places the organism in Eukaryota, Viridiplantae, Streptophyta, Magnoliopsida, Asparagales, Orchidaceae. Gene Ontology annotation, biological process: diterpenoid biosynthetic process. Gene Ontology annotation, molecular function: magnesium ion binding; terpene synthase activity.